UCUCUGUUUAAUUGCCUUUUUCAAGCGCGUGAAAAACACAAAAUAGUCGAGCAAAGCAGCCAUUCGAUUGUUGAAAAUGUUUUCCCUGCUACAAGAUCUCUAACCUGACCAGUUUGCCCUUUUCACGUACCAUGACAGCGUAAAAAGCUUCACGGUUUCAGUGGUUCGCCUGCGUUUUGACAUGUCGGCGUUCAGUUCGUCCAGCAAACUGAAUUUAUUGGUCAACAAGCUUCAUGAAUACUUGGCACAUUCCAGUAUUGAAGAAAGCACUGGCAUGCAAUCACGUGAUGUAUCUGGUCAGACACACACAGGGUUUUCAGCAGGAAACUCAACAGGCCAAGGUGCAGAGAUAGGCCUAGACAACAGAUUCUCAAGAAGAAAACCUUCAGUUGUAAUAAAACACUCUGGACUGGAUGAAUCUGGAGAGUCAAAUGGAAGUGAUGACUUUAAUGUACUUGAGAACACAAAUGGUCGCCUUGAUGUGACUCAGUUGCCUAAAGGUACAGCUUUUGUCAGACCUGAAGCUGUGGACAACGGACGAGACGAGUUCAGGGGUCCCGAGUUUCGAAGCCGAAAACCAAAUGUGCUGCGGAAGGAAUUUUCAAGGAAACGUGGAGGUGAACAUGUGGGAAUUGUAACUUGUACUGCUUGUGGUCGUCAAGUUAACCACUUCCAGAGAGACUCCUUAUAUCAACAUCCGGUUUUGAAAGUACUUAUUUGCAAGGCUUGCUACAAAUAUUACUCAAGUGAUGAAAUCAGCAAGGAUGGAGAUGGAAUGGAUGAGCAGUGCAGGUGGUGUGCAGAAGGAGGCAACUUAAUCUGCUGUGACUUUUGCAGUAAUGCUUUUUGCAAGAAAUGUAUUCUACGAAAUCUGGGACGGAAGGAACUGUCCGGCAUACUGGAGAGCAAAUGGUACUGCUACGUCUGUAGCCCAGAACCGCUUUUUGACCUGGUGACAGCCUGCAACCAUGUCCUGGAGAACAUGGAGAGCGUGUGGAGUCAGCAGCGAAAAAGGAGUCGAGUGGAGCCAGAGAAAUCUGGGCUGUUGCCACAGAACAUUUGCUUAGAUAAAUGGGACCACAGUGGCAUGGAUGGGAGCGUUGUCUUUAACUAUAAUGCUUUGCAAGUGUCUAAAGAAGUUACCAAGAAGGCCAAGCAUUUAGUGGAGUCAACGAAUGCAGUAAAUCAAAUAUUUGUCAAUUUUAUUCACAGUGUGACAAAAAAACAGCAGACUCCCAGUGUUCGCGUAAUGUAUUUUAACUCUUUUUUAGCUGUCGUUAAAGGCCUAAAAAAGUCCCUGGCAGCACUGGAGGGUAGUCUUAAGGAAGAAUUCAGCGACUUGGAUCUGACCAUCAGCUGGGAAAAGAUCUUCAGCAACGAUUUUGAUCCUUUAGAGGCUGAAGCCGACAUAGAGCUGAACAUUUCUGAUGAAAGGUGCUUGAGCGACCUGCAGAAACUGGCAGCUGAACAUUUUGAAGAUAAUGAUUCGAAAAGCAAUGGGUUCAUGGAUGGAAGAAGCCUCCAUGGCCACUUUGAUAAAGAAACGCAUGAAGCAAGAGUGAGUGAAGGAAUCAUGGGCCUGAAUCCCACUCAGGAAAGUCAUGUUGACAUAACUAAAAAGCUGGUCGUAAAACUUACGCCUGUUGCAAUGGAGCAGCCGCCAUCACCCGAGGAGCCAAAGAGAAAGGAAGAGGAAUUUCAGAAGGAAAAGAAUGUAACAGAAGAUGAGCAAACCUCUGAAGAUGGGAAAGUUGAAUUGAACUCUAGUGAACCCCUCUUAUUAGAAGAAGAUAAAGGCAACAGGCGUUCUCCUCGCGUCAAGACUACUCCUCUACGCCGACCAAGUGAUGUCAAAACCAAAACAUCUUUUUCAGCAGGAGACAGCGACACUGAUUCAGACCCUGGGGAGAUCCCAGACGCCACACCUGCCACAAUUGACAAGGAGCAAAGUUUGAGCAGAGCAGGAGACGACUCGGACUCAGAUGAAGUUCCUGCUGCUCUACUCGAGCGAGUAGCCAUGACCCAAAGCUCGGACGAGCCCCAGAGUGAUGAAGAUGAAAAUCAGGCAUCUCCUAACAAGGUGGCAAAGAAAUGCUUAUUUUGGCUCACAAAGAACAGCCCAAUGUCACCAGAGAAGAUGCGGCGAAAGCGCAAAAUGCCCGACCAGUCAUCUGAGUCUGAAUCGAGCACUGGAAUUGUCAAAGCCCAGCAAGAUAGCCAGACAGACUCCUCUAGUGAUGAUGACGACUCUCAAAAGCAAAUACAGCACUUAAGUUCAGUGAGGUCGAUAGGAACCUCUCAGCUUGGCAAAAGACAGAAGAAAGAGAUGACAAGAAGGCAGAGACAACUGCAGGCAGAGGAAAAUAAAAUAAAAGCUCAACAAGAAGCUGAUUCUUCAUCCUCUUCCUCCUCGUCAAGUGAAGAUGAACAGGACAAUGACUCGGGCAGUGAUGUCAGUGAUCAGAAGAUGAAGCCCAUCACAGAAGGAGACUAUGAACAGUCAGGGCCCUCGUGGGCAGCAGGAGACGACGACGACGAUGAUGAUGAUCUAGAAAAUAGAAUCGCUAAGAAAAUGCUGUUGGCCAGAAUUAAAGCCAACUACUCUUCGGGUGAUGAUAUUUCUUCAGACGAGGAGGAAGAGUCUAAGUCAAAGUGUGACCAGGAGUUGAGAGAAGACAUUGAGGAUGGUGGUACUCAGGAAAGUGGAAAGGAUUUGGCAUCAGAGACAUCUGACACCAUGUCUGAUAAGUCCAGGUCCAGACACCAUCUCCUUCAACUCAAACUCACUUUAGACGAGGGAACAUCAGGAAACAAUGUGGAGGCUGCAGUAGAACAACAGAACAAGAGAGCAGCAGAGAAGAGUCUAACCUAUGAUGGUGAAAGUGUUACUAACGAUAAUGGUUGCCAUGACGAUGAGAGCAUGAGUGAGGAGCUUAGCCAGUCAGAGGAUGAUGAAGAUGAACCCCAUAGAAUUGAAGUGAAGGAAAUCGAAAAAGCUUGUAGUUUUGAAGACAACGCGCAAGGGACCUGCAUUUGGUUGUCUGACUCCAGUACAGAAAAGAGUGAUCAAGAAGAUGAAAUUAACGAAGACCCCAAACCUAAAGGCACUCCCAAAGGCCGUAAGGAGAUUCGGAAAAUCAUUGAGGAUGAGGAGCUCCGAUCAGAGACGCAGGAAGCUCUCCGGGAGGAGGAGGAGAGACGCAAGCGUUUAGCAGACCGAGAACAACAAAUGGAAGACAUGAGAGAGAUAACUGUGAUAGAAGACGAGCUGUCUCAAGUGGUUUGCCCUGUUGCAACCAAACUGGUUCUGGAUCAGGAUGAGGAGACCAAGCAGCCUCUUGUUCAAGUUCACAGCAAUCUGGUUACAAGACUGAAGCUCCAUCAAGUGGACGGAGUUCAGUUUAUUUGGGACAGUUGUUGUGAGUCAGUAAAGAAGGCCAACUCCACUCCUGGAUCGGGCUGCAUUCUGGCUCACUGCAUGGGUCUGGGAAAGACUUUGCAGGUGGUAACCUUCCUUCACACGGUGCUGCUCUCUCCAAACCUGAAAUUCAGAACAGCCUUGGUGGUGUGUCCGCUCAAUACUGUCCUUAACUGGGCUGCGGAGUUCAAGAAAUGGCAGGAGAACUUAGGAAAGGAUAAAGUCAAAGUGACUGUGUUGUCUACAAUAAACCAACCCGCUGAGCGCAUCAGAGCUCUGCAGCGGUGGCACAGAGAUGGAGGUGUUGCAAUCAUGGGAUAUAAGAUGUACACCAUCAUGUCUCUCUGCCCCAAAACCAACAGUGAAGAACAGAAGAAGGUUCUGAAAUCUGUAUUAGUGGAUCCAGGUCCAGACUUUGUGAUUUGUGACGAGGGCCACAUCCUUCGCAAUGAAUCCUCCAUAACCUCCAAAGCUAUGAGUGCGAUCAAAACCCAAAGAAGGGUGGUGCUAACUGGCACUCCGCUUCAAAACAACCUUGUUGAAUACCACUGCAUGGUUAGUUUCAUCAAGAAGAACCUUCUUGGUUCUCUGAAUGAAUUCAGGAACAGAUUCAUCAACCCCAUAGAAAACGGGCAGUGCGCUGACUCCACCCCAAACGACGUCAGAAUCAUGAAGAAGCGCGCCCACGUGCUCCACUCUGUGUUAGCCGGAUGUGUGCAGAGAAAAGAUUACUCGGAGCUGACUCAGUUUCUGGCUCCCAAAUUUGAGUAUGUGCUGGCGGUGAGGGUUUCUCCUCUUCAGUGUAAGAUGUAUCGAUACUACCUCGGCCUUGAUAAACGUGAGGACUCUAGGCCUGUUAUUGCAAAGAAAAAAACUGGAGCAAACCUGUUUAAAGACUUCCAGGUUCUUGGCCGAAUUUGGACUCAUCCAUGGUGCGUUCAUCUUAGCCAGAUGAAUAAAGAAAACAAGAGAAACUCUAGAAAGAAGAAUCAAGUUGUAACAGAAGCACAGCUAAGUGAUGUGCACAGCAUUGCUGCAGACAGUGUAACGAUUGAGGACAAAGGAAAAGAAAGAAUGUUCAAUGAAGAGAGCCCAGAGUCUUCAAGUGCCUCCAAAGGAGCCCUGGAAGCCAGGGAAGCAGCCGACAGCCUGAAGGAGGGCUGGUACAAGAACCUGCUGUCUGAAGAGGACGCCAAAGUCAUGGAGCACUCUGGGAAGAUGGUGGUCCUGUUUGAGAUCCUCAGAAUCGCUGAAAGCUUGGAUGAUAAAGUGCUUGUGUUCAGCCAGUCUUUAAUCUCACUAAACCUAAUUGAAGAGUUCCUUGCAGCUUCUCAUCGUGCCAGAGACCCCUCAUCAAAAGCGGGCAGCUGGAUUAAAAACGUUGAUUACUACCGCCUUGAUGGGGGCAUGAAUUCCUCCUUGAGGAAGAAAUGGGCCGAUGAGUUUAACGAGGUCGCCAAUGUCCGUGGACGCCUCUUUCUCAUUUCAACAAAAGCGGGAUCGCUGGGCAUCAACCUCGUGGCGGCUAACAGAGUUGUCGUCUUUGAUGCUUCGUGGAAUCCUUCCUACGACAUCCAGAGCAUAUACAGAGUGUACCGCCUCGGUCAGCUCAAACCUGUGUUUGUAUACCGCCUCUUGGCUCAGGGCACCAUGGAGGAGAAGAUUUAUGAUCGCCAGGUGACUAAGCAGUCUCUGGCCUACAGAGUUGUUGACCAGCAGCAGAUCGAGAGGCACUUCACUCUUAAUGAACUGUCUGAACUCUACACAUUUGAGCCCGACCUGCUUGACGACGUGAACUCCAAGAAAAGCAAGAGACCCGUCUCUCUGUUUCCCACGGACCUGGUGCUGUGUCGGCUGUUAGAAACGUGCAGAGAUCAGAUUGUGUCGUAUCACGAGCACGAAUCCCUGCUGGACCAUAAGCAGGAGGAGGAGCUAACCGAGGCAGAGCGCAAAGACGCCUGGGCUGAGUAUGAAGCCGAGAAAGAGCCAAUGGAUGUACUGCUCACCGAGGGGCAGAAUAUGCUGCAAACAAAGACGAAUGAGCAGCUAGAGGAGCUGUUCAAUAAAUGCAAUACAAAUGUUGGUAGCUUGUUUGCAAUUCUGCACAAGAUUCGAUUUUACACUGUAGAGGACUACAUGUCGCGUCUGCGGCAGCAGUAUCCUCUCAUGCCAGAGACGGAGUUGAGGACUAAAGCUGAGAUCUGGAAACAGUGCGAUGAGAAGAGGAGCAAAAUCCAAAGGGCUUCAUGUUGGGAUUCAAUCACAAAGCAAAAACUGGCCUUAAGUCAAAUUCAGUUCAUUCUGAACUUUCGAAGGAAUCAAGGAACCCACACAAAUGUGGAGCCGAUGAGCACUGUGAUCCCGGGUGGACCAACAUGAACCUGAAUGUACGCUCCUUCUUUCACUACAGUGGCUUUAUGCACUCUUUACUACAGCAGACAUAUGAAUGUAUGUUAUGACCAGAAGCUUCAGAUCAGUUCACAGCACAUUUGGCAAUCACAAAAAUGUUUGUGGUUUGAUGAUUUUCUGCACUUUAACUGAUAUAAGAGGUUUCACUUUGGAGUCAUUCUAUUUGUUUUGUUUUUCCUUCGUUAGCCACAUGACAUGAAGAAGCUUUAACCCAUUUGAAUGUUUUUCUACUGAGUUCAGAUAUCGUUGAAUAAUAAAAUUAAUUGAAAAUAAAAAGUGUUAAUAUAGCUAUAUGUUUUUAUAUAACUGUGAGCAUUACCCUAUACUCCACGAGGAGCCAGCCUGACUUUACCCGGGCCUGUCUUUGGGGUGAGGCCCUGGAGCUUCUUAUCCAGGGAAGGGUUCUUGUCUGGUCUGUCACUCACGAUGUCUCCCACAUCCAAGACAUCGUGGUCUGUCACCUACAAUGUUUUAAAUGUGGGACAUUGACAACAACAAGGCACCAGGAAUCCUUUACACAAAUGGCUCCACCUUCUUAUGGUUCUGAGUCAGGAAUGGGAAGCUUGUCUUUCUGAAUUACCUUCUUUGCUAUUUUUGGACAGGCUAAAAUAAUCACUGAAAAGUUCUUUGAGAUUUUCUUCAUUUGAAAUAUGAUUUUCAGUCAUUUAUUCUUAGAAAAAUGUUUUUUUUCUAUUUCAUAAAAGAUUGAAGGCAAUGACUAGACUUUAGGACAAAAACCGUGAAAUAAAAAUGUUUUAGAUUCAA
This is a messenger RNA of Oryzias latipes (Japanese medaka), 6592 nucleotides long. Its product is annotated as transcriptional regulator ATRX. Gene Ontology annotation, molecular function: ATP hydrolysis activity; ATP binding. Lineage: Eukaryota; Metazoa; Chordata; Actinopteri; Beloniformes; Adrianichthyidae. The record is from RefSeq and is a predicted model, not a curated record. Gene Ontology annotation, cellular component: nucleus.